UCUUCCGGCUCUUACAGACACUUACCACCUAACCUCUCUCCAUUUACUGUAACCAGCAUCCUCACCCACUGAGCACCGACCAACACCGGACGUCCAUGGAUGUUGAAAAGUAGUUGAAAUUUGACAUAUUGGAAUAUUAAUUGGGAGCAGGUAUUCAGCAGAGUUCUUGGAAAACGUGGCCGCAUAAAAACCGGAGUUGGAAACCUGGAUGGUGAUCACAUCCUAAGAUCAAAACAUAACCAGACGAGAGGCCGAUAUGGAGCUGCGACUGGCAUGCAGGGCUUCCCUAGUCCUGGUCAUACUGGCACUGGCUCUCUCAGGACAGAGGGUUGAUGCUCAAAGCAGGGCAGGCUGUAAGAACGUGCACUAUGACCUGGUGUUCAUCCUGGACACGUCGUCCAGUGUGGGGAAGGAGAACUUUGAGAAGAUCCGCCAGUGGGUCUCCAACCUGGUGGAGUCGUUCGACGUGGGCCCGGACAAGACGCGUGUGGCCGUGGUACGCUACAGCGACCGGCCCACCACCGAGUUCAACCUGGGACUCUACCGCACCAUGGACGAGGUGAAGAGGGCCGCCAGGAACAUCCGCUACCUGGGAGGGAACACCAUGACCGGGGACGCCAUCAGCUACACCACCACCAACAUCUUCACAGAGCGGGCCGGGGCCAGGCCUGCAGCCAAGGGCAUCCAGAAGGUGGCUAUCCUCCUGACAGACGGGAGGAGUCAGGAUUACGUGUUGGAACCGUCAAAGGCGGCGGCGAAGGCCGGGGUGAGGAUGUUCGCUGUGGGCAUAGGGGAGGCUCUGAAGGUGGAGCUGGAGGAGAUCGUAGCAGAACCUAAGAACGCUCACGUGUUCCAUGUGACAGACUUCAAUGCCAUCGACAAGAUCAGAGGGCGGCUGAGGAGACGGCUCUGUGAAAAUGUGCUAUGCCCCAAUAUGAAGGUCCAACCAGACCGCUUCAAGCCCAACAGCACCAGCUAUGGAUUGGAAGAAGUUCCAGGGUUCGACCUGAUGGAAUACUUCAAAGUGGAAAACAUACUGGGAUCAAGGUUUGAUGAGGGCCAGAGCUCCUAUGUUCGACUUGGGACCAUGCCUAUUGUACAACAGACAGAAGACGUGUUCCCUCAAGGUCUGCCAGAUGAAUAUGCCUUUGUGACGACUUUCAAGUUCAGGAAAACCUCGAGACGGGAGGACUGGUACCUCUGGCAGAUCUUUGACAAGUACGGAAUUCCACAGGUGUCUAUCCGUCUGGACGGUGAGAACAAGGCAGUGGAAUACAAUGCAGUGGGGCUGACCAAAGACGCAGUGAGAGCUGUGUUCAAGAACGAGGAGGUGGACAACCUGUUCGACAGGAACUGGCACAAGAUCGCCCUGAGCGUCGAGGCCAAGGCUGUGUCUCUCUACCUGGACUGUAAACUCAUCCAGACCCUGCCCAUCGGGGACAGGGAGGACAUCGAUAUCCACGGGAAGACUGUGAUCGGGAAGAGGCUGUACGACAGCGUGCCCAUUGACUUUGACCUCCAGAGAAUGAUCAUCUACUGUGAUUCCAAACACGCUGAGCUGGAGACCUGCUGUGAUUUGCCCACCGGGCCGUGCCCCAAGAAGGUGGUGACGGAGGCCCCUCCCAUAGAGAUACCCACCCCCACCCCUGCAGGUGUGGAGCAGCAGAGAGGACCCCAGGCGGUCAACUGCUCCUGUCCCGCUGGAGAGAGGGGAGAGAUCGGUGUACCUGGGGUUGCCGGUCCCAAGGGUGAUAAGGGUGAUACUGGUGCUCUGGGAGCAGCUGGACCUACUGGCCUCAAGGGAGCCAAAGGAGAAACUGGCAAAGUAAUAACUGUCAAGGGAGACAGAGGUGAGAAGGGGGAUCCCGGUAGCCAGGGGACAUCCGGUGACAAAGGAUCCAAUGGGGAGAAGGGAACCAGUGGAGCGGCAGGUCUUGCUGGGAAAGAUGGAUCUAAAGGAGAAAGAGGUGAUUCUGGGCUGGCAGGCGAUCAGGGAUUUCCUGGACCUCUGGGACCAAAGGGAAUUCAAGGAGACUCAGGACUUCCUGGUUUAUCUGGACCUAGAGGCGUCGCUGGUGAAAAAGGUUUGAAAGGAGAUAAAGGAUCUGCAGGAUUACGGGGUGACAAAGGUAUUGAUGGAUUCCCUGGAAAACCUGGUGUUCCUGGAAAAGAUGGUUUGGGAGGACUGACUGGUGCACCUGGAGCCGCUGGCCUGAAAGGGGAAAAGGGAGAGACGGGCCCUGCUGGAAUGCCUGGGGAUAUGGUUCAAAGAGAUGGCUUGAAAGGAGAGGCUGGACCGCCAGGACCUCGUGGCCCUCCAGGACCUGAUGGUCCCCCUGGACCCCCUGGUGCAACUGGUCAACUUGGUUUACCUGGCGAACCUGGAGAGUUUGGCCAAAGGGGCAAGAAAGGUGAAAGUGGAUUACCUGGUGUUGACGGGCUACCCGGACCACCUGGUUCCCAUGGGCCUCCUGGAGGGCAAGGAAGCCCUGGACAAACUGGACCUCCUGGUCUACCUGGCGAGAUUGGAUUUUCAGGGAAACCAGGAGAGGCAGGCAAAGCAGGUUUACCUGGAAACGAUGGGCUGGACGGACUUCCAGGCAAUGACGGAGCCAAGGGGCCUAGAGGAGAGUCUGGAUUGGAUGGCUUCCCUGGUAAACCUGGUCCUAAGGGUAAGGAAGGACCACCGGGACCAAGAGGACCUGGAGGAGAGGGGGGACAAGUUGGUUUAACUGGACAACCAGGUGUUGUUGGACCAAAAGGAGAGAAAGGAGGACAGGGUGACCGGGGACAAGGCGGCUCUCUCGGGCCAAAGGGUGACAAAGGUGACAAGGGUGACACGGGACCCAAGGGAACUCCAGGAAUACCAGGAAAUGUGGCCAAUGUUAUCCCUGAGCCUGGUGAGCCUGGAACACCUGGAGAGAGAGGAGAAAAGGGAGAGCAGGGGAAUCCAGGAGAUAUUGGUCAACGAGGAGUGCCUGGUGAACAAGGCUUUGCGGGACUGCCCGGACCACAGGGACCUAAAGGUGACAUUGGCCCUAAAGGGGAGACUGGGAGACAAGGAGAGCCUGGUCCUCCAGGAUUGCAGGGUACACAGGGUACCCGUGGACUGCCUGGCAAUGUGGGCAUCCCUGGAACCCUUGGACCACCUGGAAUAGCUGGACAGAGAGGAGAGAGGGGAGAGAUGGGGAAGGAGGGUCGUGGUGGCCCCCCAGGCCCUCCUGGAGAUACAGGCAUACAAGGACCCCCUGGCCUACCAGGGAAGGGCAAAGACGGACAGAACGGUGAUCCUGGACAGCAGGGAAUUGAAGGACAGCCUGGCCAGAAGGGCCAACCCGGAUCCCAGGGACUUCAGGGGGUUCCAGGGAACAGGGGUCCUCCAGGAGAAGGCAAAGUCGGACCCCCGGGACCUUCAGGGCCAAAUGGUGCAGUUGGACCCGCGGGCAUGAGAGGUCUGUCAGGCGUCGCUGGUACACAGGGUCCUGCAGGACACAAUGGUUUACCAGGACGACCAGGAGAGAAGGGAUCCCCAGGAGAGCCAGGAGCAGCAGCAGACUUGUCGGAUUUGGAUCUGAAGGAUGUGUGUUCAGAGUGCCCAGCCGGAGCCCCGGGACAACCUGGUCUGCCAGGGACACCAGGGGACAAGGGACAAGCUGGACCCCCAGGGAAGAAUGGACAGGACGGGUACCAAGGCCAGGCAGGCCCAGCCGGAACCUCUGGACCCCCAGGAGCUAACGGAGAAAAGGGUGUGAAAGGUGAUAGAGGACCCCAAGGAGGGCCUGGAGACAAAGGUGAAAUAGGCCACACCGGACCCCCCGGCCACCCCGGUGCUGCUGGCAUCAUGGGGAAUCCUGGUAACAACGGUCAACCCGGCCCCAUCGGUCCCCCAGGAGCCCCUGGAGAAAAAGGCAAGGAGGGGAUGAAGGGAAUCCAGGGGCCACCAGGUCUACCAGGCUUAAUGGGUCAAAUGGGCAAAAUUGGCAAAGAUGGCCGCCAAGGAGAACAAGGAGAAUCUGGUAAACAAGGAGAGCCAGGACCACAGGGACAACCCGGACUCAGGGGAAUGCCUGGCUUCAAGGGUCACAGAGGAGAGCCUGGACCACCAGGGUCAAAGGGUGAAGAUGGAAAGGAAGGCCGUAGCGGACCGGAGGGUAAACCUGGCCAAGACGGUAAUAUUGGACCACUUGGACCAGAAGGCCUUGCUGGCCGGAGAGGGGAGAAUGGUAAACCUGGUGAACCAGGACCUUCAGGAAAGCCAGGAGCCCCUGGUACUCCUGGUCCCGCUGGAGCCAAGGGAGACCCUGGGAACCCAGGAUUACCAGGCUUUAGUGGUCCAAAGGGACCUUUGGGUCCUACUGGUCCUGUCGGCCCAGAGGGAAAACAGGGUAUGUCAGGCAGAGCAGGAGAACGUGGAGUCAAAGGAGAGCGGGGCGACUCAGGUGGGAAGGGAGAUAAGGGAGCUGUUGGAGAUCCAGGUAUGCCUGGUAACCCGGGGCCCCCAGGCCGUAAGGGCCACACAGGGAUGAUGGGUAUGUCCGGGCCCCCAGGAGAGGUGGGACUUACCGGGCCUCAGGGAACACCUGGAAACCCCGGACAACCUGGACCACGAGGAGAGUCAACAUCACUGGAAACAAUGAGAAGGCUGAUCCAGGAGGAACUAGCUAAAGCGUUAGAUGACAAAAUGGCGUACCUGAUGGCCCAGAUUCAGCCGGCCCAUGUGAAGAGCACGGCAGGUCGGCCAGGACCUCCAGGCCCCUCGGGGAAAGACGGGAGCCACGGUCGCCCCGGUCCCCCAGGGGAGCCUGGCAUGCCAGGGCAGAAUGGAGGAGACGGCAUGAGGGGACCCAUGGGUCCUAAAGGUGAGAGAGGAUCCAGAGGAGACAAGGGAGAAAACGGAGUUGGACAGAGAGGAGAGACUGGACCAUCAGGUCCUAUAGGUCCAGCAGGUAUGCCAGGCUAUGGUAAGGACGGGCAGCCCGGGGCGGCUGGAGCUCAGGGAGAACCAGGGAAUCCUGGCCCCCAUGGCCAGCCAGGCCCCAGCGGACCCACAGGACAGUGUGACCCCUCCCAGUGUGCCUACUACGCUAGUCUGGGAUCACGACCCCACACCAAGAACGUCAAGGGGACUUAAAGAGACAGAGACACACUAACUGCUUCCAAAAUGGCAACCAAUUCCUUGUAUAGUGCACUACUCUGGUCAAAAGUAGUGCACUAUAAAGGGAAUAGGAUGCCAUUUGGGAUGCAGUUAGAGAGCUACAAGUCCAGCUAUUUAUGAACUGGGAUGUGUCAGGAUGAACCAAGAACUUUUCUUUCUAUAAAAAUAUAUCUCCUUAGUUUGGAGGGAGCUCGAGAGAAGUGUUCUGCCUGCCUGCCGGUCAGAAUUAGUUUGUUUUUGUUUUUGUUGUGGGGGUUGGGGGCGAAAUGACCAGGGGAAGUGGGUGUGGAGGGUCGGUUUGUGUGUGAUAUUUGGUAAUGUUAUCAUCAAGAAUUACGUUAUUUGUUCAACUUAGACGGACUGCCAUUGUUCCUAUCCGGCUCGAAGGACCAUGUAAAAGACCCAGUCAUGCUUACUGGGCCUGGGUUCAAAUAGGAUUUGUUUUUGCUUGAUUGAGCUUGCCUGGCACAAUGGAACCAAUGGAGUAGUCGUCAAAAGCGCAAACCCUGCUGAUCUGGCACUUUAGGCAGGCUCACUCAAAUUAUCAAAACUAUUUCAAAGAAAACAAAUACCAUCUCUACCCAUGUCUGGUAAAAGAUGGAGCCACAGUUACAGAACGGCCAUUUAUACCAUAAUAGAGUUGUCAGUCUCCCAACGUACACAGUCGUAAGUCUGGUAUGGGUUUAACAUCAGAUUCAACCCAUCAGUCAGUAGCCACAUCAUUGAUCCAGCAGUAGGCAGCUCCUCUGGAGUCAACUGGUAGUGAUCCAGUCAAGUUAUUUCUAUUGAUGGGAAGGGAACAUUGGCCUGAAUGAGGCACAAUCUGAAAUGUCAAUAUUAAGUUUCAUGGACAGAUCUUUAAUGAGGCUGUGGAUGGUGGUGAACGACUACAUACUUUGUUUUGCCUUGCCUGUAAGCUUCUAAUAGUGCAAUUGUCUUGAAUAAUGAGAGACGGGACACCAGUACUGGACAGGGUGAAUACUGAACUUUCAUAUUCUCUGGGUAUCUGUAGAAUUACUAUCUUAACCUUUAUUACAAUCUAAGAUAGUGUGUCAGCAACAAAACCAUUUGUGACAGCUUUAAUUACCUAUUGUACAGUGUUUGUUCAUUGUUCCUCCAAAGGGAAUCCAACUUCAUGAAUGCGUGUGAGGCCUUUAAGUAGACAAGACUCGUAAGACUUUCAAAGGGAAAUGGAAAACUACAAAAGGAAAACUACAUUUCCCAUUUUCGUUUCUACCUAAGUGUCUCUGGUGAUUCCACAGAGUCUGCCAGUAACCAGUCUGGAGAGAGAAGGUAUUUGUUCCACUCGUUCCUCAAACAUUGCUUGUUUCCUGGUUUCACGCUACGUUCUCUCUAACUAAAUCGUUAAGUGCUAUACAACAUGAGUUUCUUCUUCCCUGUUUUGUGAUUGGUAAAGUCAGUGACUAUUCUGUCUGAAGGAUGUCUUUCAUCACUCAUCCCAUGUCCCUGGUGGACCAAUUAUACCCUCUCGAAAACUCACAAGAUGAGUCGAGGGAGAGUCAGUAAGAAAAAUACAAUAGAUUGCUCACUGCUCACUCUAGGGGAAUUAUUUUGGCUUGAAAAAAUGUAAGACAUCAAUAUUGAGGUUCCGAAAUGUUCAUCAGAUCACCAAUAAAGUAAAAUAGAUAUAUUGUCUUUUAGGCCUUAUAUGGAUGUGAGCCUGGAUCCAGCAUGUAUUUCUAGAACACAGUAAGAACACCCACAGUGUUCCAGAACCCAGGCCAACAGCCACAGGGUUCCAGAACCUAAGCCAACACCCACAGUGAAAACACUGCUUGGCCAUCUGCACAUCCGGUCACUUCAUUGAAGGUCUUCCAAGGUGCUCUCCUGAAUAUUUAUAGCUAAACAUACAGUGUCUACAUUUCCCACUGUACUGUAGCCUAUAAAACUGCCUCAUGAUCCAUGGCAGUCAAAGGAACAAAGACAGUAUGCUCUUCACUGACUUGCAUACACCUUACUACCACAUCACAGUGAAGAUGUGUGGACUUCGUUAUGAAUUACGUUUCAGAAUGCCAAAUAGGAGAAAUAUAAUAGUAACAUAAUGGUUUUGUAAAUGGACAACACUUGUUAGCACAUGGAUAUGAACAUUAGAAUGUCUGGUGUAUGCUGCCAGUGCUCCCCAUAGAAAAUGAUGCAGAAGGUGCACGUUUCUAAUUAUGUUUGGCUUGUUUCCUCAUUUCAUAUACAUUUGUGAUAAUUCAAAACAACCAACUGUAUGUAACUGAUUUAGAGUUUUUGUUAAUUAUACUGUUAAAUUAUUCACAGUUUGAAAUACCAGUAGCUUACCGUAUGUGGAAUGUUAAAAAUGGUUUUACGAUGGUAAUCCUUACCUGUUUAUUCUAAAAGAAUGGUGCUAAAAUAUCCUAAAUUAGUGGCUGGUAUUCUUGUACGUAUUGGAAAGGUGUAUUAUGUACUGUAUCAUGUUGUAAUAAAGACUGGAACAGAUCUUUUUUUUAGAAAAA
Molecule: messenger RNA, 7638 nt
Organism: Oncorhynchus kisutch (coho salmon)
Lineage: Eukaryota; Metazoa; Chordata; Actinopteri; Salmoniformes; Salmonidae
Product: collagen alpha-1(XXII) chain-like
Exons: 64
Coding region: 257-5131 (1624 amino acids)
Cellular component (GO): extracellular matrix
Source: RefSeq, a predicted model, not a curated record